Drosophila arizonae is the source of this 1326-nucleotide messenger RNA. RefSeq lists its product as uncharacterized. Gene Ontology annotation, molecular function: zinc ion binding; DNA-binding transcription factor activity, RNA polymerase II-specific; RNA polymerase II cis-regulatory region sequence-specific DNA binding. NCBI's taxonomy places the organism in Eukaryota, Metazoa, Arthropoda, Insecta, Diptera, Drosophilidae. The record is from RefSeq and is a predicted model, not a curated record. Gene Ontology annotation, biological process: regulation of transcription by RNA polymerase II. Gene Ontology annotation, cellular component: nucleus.
CAUGGAUUUUAAUGUGCAUAAAAUAUGUAGAGUGUGUCUGGAGGAAGGGGCGCCAAGCCCACUAACAUCCAUUUAUAGCACAGACUUUGCAAUGAUGCCCUCACAAAUGUUAAUGAUGUGCUCUAAGAUUCGCGUUUAUAAAACGGACGGCCUUCCCGCGGGCAUUUGUAAUAACUGUCUGUACCGGCUAGGAGUAGCUUAUCAUUUUCAGCAGGAGUGUGAGAACAGCGACUUACGCCUGCGUCAAUAUUUGGGACUACAUGAAUCCUUUCGCCACGAUGCAGCGACGAACACCGAAAGUGAGAUUAAACCAAUGCCUGCGAAUGUGCAACUGAAUUCCAGUGAUGAGGAGGAUGGCCAAGCGGAUAUAAAGCGCAGCAAACGACGCUCACGAUACCAACGGAAACCGCCCGAGAGCCACAAAAAGCGUGGACCUAAGCCAGUGGCCAAACUGCCACACACCUGCUACGUGGCUACCUGCCAAAAGAGCUUCAAGUGUGCUGCACAGCUCACUCAACAUAUUCGUACACAUACCGGCGAGAAGCCAUAUGCCUGCAGCUAUUGUGCCCAGCGCUUUGCCCAGAAAUACAAUCUCAAAGUUCACGAGCGAACGCACACGGGGAACAAACCAUUUCAGUGUGAGAUCUGUUCAAAACAAUUCUCAGCGCUGGGCAACUUUCAGGCGCAUCAGAAGAUCCACAGCGGCGUGCGGGAUCAAAUCUGCUCGCUGUGCCAGAAAGCCUUCUACACUGCCGGCGAUCUGUCGAAGCACAUGAUCACCCACACGGGCAUUAAAAAUCAUCAUUGCGACGUAUGCGGCAAGUCCUUCAGCAGACGUCGCGACAUGCGCGCUCACAAGGUCAAGUUGCAUCCGCUCGAAUCGAGCACCGAACAUGAUAUUGUAGACGACGAUGAUGAUGAGCCCAUCGAUACGGAUCCCGUGGGCUUGGAUACCUUGGAGCAUUCGCAUUUCAAAUGUCCCGAUUGUGAUAAAGCUUACGAUUCGGCUGAUAGCUUAAGUCUGCAUUUCCGCACGCAUGCGGUGAAUAAUAAUUUAUUGAAUCUACCUUUGCCCGCACCGCCGCCCAUGUCACAUCACUACCACCACCAUCACCCCGCUGGCGCACCCCCAUCUACUGCUGCAAUGCAUCAUCACGAUGCACUACAACUGCAUCAUUUGGCGCCACCGAAUGCAGCCACCCAAAUGGGCAUGGCGGCCAUGGCCCAUAUGUUGGCACCGCCACCACCGCCUCCACCCACACCCAGCGAUGGGCGUUACACAAUGUUGCACCAUACGGCGGCACAGCGACUGCACUACUAAAAAUU